UAAUAGAUUGGAGUUUAAACCUUGUUGUUCAUUGCAAUUUUGUUAAAUUUGAGGAUUUUUGGUUUGAUGGUUAUGGAUAAAAUGAUGAUUUUGAUUGAUGACAGUUUCUAUUGUAAAUGUAAUAGAUUUAAUUUGUUUAAAAUGUUUAAGAUAAGAUAUUACAGUUGUUCUAACCUGCAAAUCCAAAGUGGAAUUUUGUGCUGCUAUGCAUACACUCUAAUGAGGGGGUUUUAGUUAAUGUAUAAGCCAUCCGCCACUUGUGGACUAGUGGUAGGAAGACUUAGGUUUUCUAAUGGAGGCUCAAGUUCAAUCGUCACUUGUGACACUUUGGUUGAUUAGGCAAUGAUGGAUAGAGCCUAGCCUCCUUGCAGAGGUGCCAAACUUUAUUUUGAGCCCACCCGGGUUUCGUCCCACCGUGUGUUAUGCCAGAGAGUUCUGCUCUUGUGGUGGCACGAUGACUGUCAAGUGGCAGCCGGCGGUAUGGUUUCCUGGGGGAACGCCCAAGUCAAACUCUGAAGCCAGUGUGGGCCCGGUUAAGACCACAUAGUCAGGCCGGAGUGGGACAACAGGGCUCUCCAAUUUGGGUGGUGCGGUAGCCUAAUACAAGAAAGUCGCCGUUCCAAAAAAAAAGUUAAUGUACAAGCCGUCGACUUGUCACAUCAGUCAUUUCAUCGGCGAUUGGUUCUAUACAGCCGUCGUUUAACCGUGCAUGAACCCUUUUAUGCGGCCAUAUAACGGUUCCUUAACCCUUGUAUAUGGGCGUAUAACCUUAAAAAUCAAUCAAAUCAAUAGAGGGUGAUAAUAGCUUCAUUAGUGAUUUAUUAUCAAAGUCUAGAGAGAGGGGUCUUGAUGAUAUAAAAGAGACUUAUCAAUGAGUAUGAUGAAAAGUAUUAUUUUCUGUAAAGAAACAUUUGUUACAAAUUGAGGUGGUAAAGCGGCAAUGGCAGCAUCAUCUUCUACAGAAAACCCAAGCUCGGUUCCAGUUGCAGAGAACCCUAUGCAGUAUUAUUUAUAUCCACCGCCCAUAGCUCAAUACGAAGAUGUUAUUGCUAGUCCCAACUUAUUCAUGGAUAUUCUUGGGAAAUUUCAUGCUGCUAUGGGGACCAAAUUCAAGAUUCCUAUUGUUGGUGGCAAGGAUCUAGACUUGCAUCGUCUAUUUAUGGAAGUUACUUCUCGUGGAGGCAUUAAAAAGGUUCUUGACGAGAAGAAAUGGCGAGAGGUGACUAAUUGUUUCAGCUUUCCGCCUUCUGCUACAAACGCUUCAUUUAUCUUGAGAAAAUAUUAUAUGUCAUUGGUUCAUCACUUUGAACAAGUUUAUUAUUUUAAGGCUAAAGCAUGGACUCCUGUUCCUACUGAUACUUGGCAGGGUACUAAAACGACCCAGACUUCAAUAUCGGGAAUUCAAGAGACAGCGUUGACGAGGCAGAGGACGAAUACAGACGAAGAUGCAUCGACUAAAGGUUCUCUAGAAUCAUCAAUAGGUUUACCGGUGACUGGUGUGCUUGAUGGAAAAUUUGAAAGUGGGUAUCUUUGUACGGUUGUAAUAGGCGGAGAGCGGCUACAAGGUGUGCUUUAUCAAACAGUGCAAACACAUACACCGCUAUAUGAUAUACCAAAACAUGGGGUUCAAGCAACUAUGGAUGCAACCGCAACCGUGGUUAGGUGUAGGCGUAGACGUAGGAAGAAAUCCGAAAUUAGAAAGAGGGAUCCCGCUCACCCAAAACCUAACCGAAGCGGUUAUAAUUUCUUUUUCGCUGAACAACAUGCUAGACUCAAGUUACUUCACACCGCCAAAGAUAGAGCCAUCAGCAGGAUGAUUGGUGAAGAGUGGAACAAACUUACCGAGUCUGAAAAGGCGGUUUACCAGGAAAAGGCGGUGAAAGAUAAAGAAAGAUACAAAAGCGAAAUGGCGAAUUAUAAAGAGAGUUUCAAGAGAGAACAAGUUUUAACGACUUCAACGCCUUUACAACAACAAUAUUUUGUGAUGAACACAAAUAUGGAAAUCAACGGUGCAAAUUCUCAUAAAAUUCAGGAAAACGAGCCAAAUUCCGAGUAUCUUGAUGAUGACGAUAGUAGCUUUGAAGGUGACGGGGAAGAAACUACAGGUAAGGUCCCAAAUCUUGAAACAGGAGCUGAAAAUAGUGUUGACAUAGAGUGUAAACAAUCACUCAAUAUUGAAGAUUACCAGGCGGGUCAACAAAAGUCAACGCCUGUCCCGCAGAACGAACCAUUAGUUUUUGAAAAUGAAUUAACACGUAUCCAAGAGAAUAAUUUAAAUCUAGAUAAAAAGAGUUCUGACGAUGAACCGAUGAUUCCUGAUAUUAAUGAUGAAAACAAGAGAAAAUCAGGUGACCAGCAAGAACAGGAUUUGGAAAUGUUCGAUGAAAACGGGCCCUUGGUUACUAAUGAGCAAAGGGAUUUGGAGAUUCCAAGGUAAAAGAUCCAAUUUUUGAUAGCAGACAUAAGCAUUAUGUUUCGGUUACCUUCUAUAAAAACCGUUCCUUUUAGAAUUUUAACAUGUUUUUAUGUUUUGGUUGGUACGGUAUAUUAUGCAUGCCGGUAGCGAUAGUAGUCUUUGUUGAGUCAGAAACAUAAUCUUUUGCUCAAACUUGAACAAAUUUCGGUGGUAUGAAUUUUAAUUUGACCAGAUUGACUUCUUUCUUUCUU
This is a messenger RNA of Helianthus annuus (common sunflower), 2667 nucleotides long. RefSeq names its product high mobility group B protein 15. The record is from RefSeq and is a predicted model, not a curated record. The coding region runs from base 941 to 2437 and encodes 498 amino acids. Gene Ontology annotation, molecular function: DNA binding. Lineage: Eukaryota; Viridiplantae; Streptophyta; Magnoliopsida; Asterales; Asteraceae. The transcript is spliced from 7 exons.